Molecule: messenger RNA, 2925 nt
Organism: Seminavis robusta
Lineage: Eukaryota; Bacillariophyta; Bacillariophyceae; Naviculales; Naviculaceae
Source: the annotation of a GenBank genome assembly
CUCCGUACGGGCGGCUACUUGCGGGACCUUUUCUCGUGCAACUUAGAUGCUUUCAUUUCCAGGUUCAAAACUAUUGCUUUUGCCACAAAACCCCGUUGGUAGUAUGGGAAGGAAAAUCGCACUGAGGACAUGGGAAGCCAAAACCUAAGUGCACACGUGCCAGAAGUCACUCGACUCGAGAACUUGUUCCGAGCUGUACGAUGUAGAUAUUCUGUCAGCACUCUGUCAUAGAGGCAGGUAAACGACGGUCUGCCUCUGAGUCAAGACCAAGGAAAAGAGGCAGUGUCAAGGCCAACACAGCACACCGUAGCUACCGGUAUUUCUUGAUGCUGCCGAUACUUUUUACUUCCGCCCGAAAUUUGACCUACAUCCAGAGCUCGAUACAGGACUCUUGAAACUUGUAUGGCUCCCAUCCAAUGCUUUCGAUUGACGUACGAGCAAACUGCCCAGUCUUGAUGGGAUGUUGCCAUUGCCACCUUUGUCUAGAGUUGCAAGGAGAGGAACGAUGCUAUACUUUCCGGUGCGAAGAAGUGAAGGCUGGCUGAAAAGAGGCAUUUCGACCUGCUCCCGUGUCCUACAAAACUUAGAGUGGAGAACGUCUUGUCCAAGAAGGACAUGCCAGCUUUUGAGUCGCCUCUUUGAUACUCCAACGUGUCGUUGACCUGACGUGGCCUUGAUUGACAUCUAUGCAAUGACUUUACCUCUCUUACAAGAUAGUAUUGCUAUUCGCCACUUGAGAUUUCCACGGCAUCUUCCUCCAGCAGCGAUGAAAACUUACUUGAUUGCAUUUUCAAAUAAGGAGUUGGCUGUCCAAGGAAGGAGCAAUAAAAUGUCGCCACAGACAGGAAAGGAUGAGGUCCUGCCUUGAGAAACGACAUGACUGCCAAAAUGGUUACCCAAUUGAGCUGAGAAUACUAUCAUAGAAGGAGGACUGCCAGCUAUCUUGUUACAUGUACAUGUACUAUCUACUGCCCUGGCCCAGCGGUGCUCGAUGCAACCCGUUGACUUGUUGGCUUCAUUGUAUAUCUUAACAUCAAAGUAGAAUCCUUUUUUGGAGUUCACCUACGCACCGCUUCUUUGUCGUGCGUGGCACAAAACUGACUAAAAGCAACGGAGAGAGGCUCUUCUAUCUUCAGUUCUUGGUAGCUUUUUGUUCUUUGGCAGCUUUCUGGAUGCAUGGACAGCUGUGGAAGGCGAUGAGUCGCUGUCUUUAGCUGUGACACCAAAAUUCUAUCCCCCUUAUUGGCUACGGAUAAGAUAAUGAGAUCCAAGAACCCCACGCCGAAGACAGCAUUUAUUUGUUCCUCGGCUCAUUUCCUUCUUCUGAGAAAAACAAGAGGCAGUCGUUUCUCACUCUUCUCGCUCACCGAUUAUCUAGUGCGUUGCUCCCACAAACCACAACUGCAGAGAUCUCUAUUGCAUUGUUGACCAUGAUACCCUGUCGAGCUACCCUUCAUCUAUCCGCGUUGGUCCAAGCGGCACCGUCUCCACAGCGAAUCCGACCGGCUGUGCGUUGCCUCCAUUCCUCUGGCAGCAAGCAGUACACAGCUCUUUCCAGCUCUUCAUCUUUAGACCGCAGUCACCACCUCGAAUCCCCCCAACAACGAGACUUUACCAGUCUUAACUGCCAAACUCCUUAUCAACUGGUUUUCUUGAGACAUGGACAGAGCACUUGGAAUCGUGAUAAUCGCUUUAUUGGCUGGACAGAUACACCCUUGACAGAUGAUGGUGUGUUGGAAGCACGAGUUGCCGGAGACAUGCUGGCCAAGAGUGGAAUCCUCUUUGAUGAAGUACACACGUCACUGCUACGACGAUCGAUUCGGACAACGAAUCUCGUACUCAUGGAAAUGGGACAAGAGUACAUUCCAGUACACAAGCAUUGGAGACUCAAUGAGCGCCAUUACGGUGACUUGGUGGGAAAGAACAAGAAGGAAGUUGUCAUGCAAUUUGGAAAGGAUCAAGUGAAGCGAUGGAGGCGAUCCUACGAUGAGCCUCCGCCGUGUAUGGAAGACGACCAUAUGUUUCAUCCAGCCAAAGAUCCUCGUUAUCAAAUGAUGAAACAUAAAUUGCCUCUGGCAGAGUCACUAAAGUGCACCAUGGAGCGAUCCCGUGGAUACUGGGAUGAAACAAUCGCUCCGGCACUUACUAGUGGAAAAACUAUUCUCGUUGUGGGACACGAGAACAACCUGAGGUCUCUCAUUAUGAGAUUGGAAGACAUUCCAAAAGAAGACAUUAUCGAUUUGUGUUUGCCUCGGGCUGUGCCAUUGGCAUACCGACUAGACGAGAACCUCAAACCUCUUGAUCGACCGGAUGGUAAGCUGGAUGAGGCCACCGGCUUUUUGAGGGGAGAAUGGCUAGGAGGCGAUAAGGCCGUUUCUGACAUUCUCGAACGAGACCGCAAACAGGUCUACGACACAAGCAUUAUGCAAAACUUGGAGGUGGGCACAGAGCGGGAGCGAUGGAAUAGCUGGAUGGAGUUUCUGAUUGGAAAACCAGGUCCCGAGGCGCGCUCCAAUGCCGCCCCUGAUUCCGACAUGCAACUAUCGCGCCCUACGCCGAAUGGAGGCGGCGCCGUCAUCCCCGGUGUGAAUCAUGACACAUUCCCUGCCAACAAACAAGAAUCAAUGAAUGGGGAAGUGCCUCGCAAUGGUCAACAAAUGCGACGAGCUGCAUAGACUGAGAAUGAACCUGCAGUACCGUGCGGUAGAACUUCCAAGUCAACGAACGCAUUCCAAAAGUCAACUGAAUAGUUUCAACGAAAGUACAAAACAGAGCAGAUGGCGAAGCACGCCGAUGCAUUAUGAAUAUAUCCAUCGUUUGUCGAAAGAACACUGUCAAGAGAAGAAUCAUGUCGCCAGGCAAGUAUAUUGUACAUUACACACAUAACCUUUUAAAGGCUUAGAAAUAGUCCUUGAAUGAACGUAG